Messenger RNA from Suncus etruscus (white-toothed pygmy shrew), 5898 nucleotides. It is a transcript of the gene CACNA1F, whose product is annotated as calcium voltage-gated channel subunit alpha1 F. Gene Ontology annotation, molecular function: high voltage-gated calcium channel activity. The record is from RefSeq and is a predicted model, not a curated record. NCBI's taxonomy places the organism in Eukaryota, Metazoa, Chordata, Mammalia, Eulipotyphla, Soricidae. Gene Ontology annotation, cellular component: membrane; voltage-gated calcium channel complex. The transcript has 48 exons. Gene Ontology annotation, biological process: calcium ion import across plasma membrane.
AUGUCGGCAUCUGAAGGCAGAAAAGAUCCUCCCACAGAGGUACCAUCUGCUCCAAUUAAUGGGGCAGGCCCAGAUCCUGAAUGGGGCCUGUGUCCAGGGCCUCCAACAUCAGGGGCUGAAAAUGGUGGAGCAUCAGAAUUUGGAGCCCAAAGACGAAGGACUCAGCACAGUAAGCAUAAGACAGUGACAGUGAUCAGCGCUCAGCGGUCACCUCGAGCUCUCUUUUGCUUGAAUCUGUCCAACCCCAUGCGGCAGUCAUGCAUCAGCAUCGUGGAAUGGAAGCCAUUUGACAUCCUCAUCCUGUUGACCAUUUUUGCCAACUGUGUGGCUCUGGGUGUCUACAUCCCCUUCCCAGAGGACGACUCCAACACUGCCAACCAAAACCUGGAGAAGGUGGAAUACGUAUUCCUGGUAAUUUUUACCGUGGAGACGAUGCUCAAAAUUGUGGCCUAUGGACUAGUGCUCCAUCCCAGCGCCUACAUCCGCAAUGGCUGGAACCUACUAGAUUUCAUCACCGUUGUGGUCGGGCUAUUUAGUGUAUUGCUGGAGCAGGGCUCAGGACGGCCGCGUGAUGCACACACUGGGGGAAAACCAGCGGGCUUCGAUGUGAAGGCAUUACGAGCCUUUCGUGUACUGAGGCCACUGAGGCUUGUGUCUGGGGUUCCAAGUCUGCACAUUGUCCUCAAUUCCAUCAUGAAGGCUCUAGUGCCGCUGCUGCACAUAGCCCUGCUUGUGCUCUUCGUCAUCAUCAUUUAUGCCAUCAUCGGACUAGAACUGUUCCUCGGACGCAUGCACAAGACGUGCUACUUCUUGGGAUCUGAUGUGGAGGCAGAUGAGGACCCAUCACCCUGUGCAUCUGUGGGCUCCGGGCGCAUGUGCAAGCUCAACCAAACCGAGUGUCGUGGGCUCUGGGCAGGGCCCAAUGGCGGUAUCACCAAUUUUGACAACUUCUUCUUUGCUAUGCUGACUGUUUUCCAGUGUGUCACCAUGGAGGGCUGGACCGACGUGCUGUACUGGAUGCAAGAUGCUAUGGGGUACGAGCUACCUUGGUUGUACUUUGUGAGUCUUGUCAUCUUUGGGUCCUUCUUCGUCCUCAACCUGGUCCUUGGAGUCCUGAGUGGAGAGUUCUCCAAGGAAAGAGAGAAGGCAAAAGCACGAGGGGACUUUCAGAAGCUCCGAGAGAAGCAGCAGUUGGAGGAGGACCUAAGGGGCUACCUGGAUUGGCUUGCGCAGGCUGAGGCGCUGGAUGGCAAGGAUCCCUAAGCUAAUAGGAACUUGAAUUCUAUGGCUGAAGAUAACUAGGAUGGUCACUGGCCACGGCUUGCAGAGUUAACUGGUAGGAGACAUGGCCCUUUUCACUGGUUUAGCCACUCAACCCAUUCCACGCACUCCACUAGCAGCAGAGUCAGUGAUGUUGCUUCCAUGGCAGAGAUCACAGGAAACGAGGAAGAAGAGGGAGCUCUGCCCAGCUGUACACGCUGCCUAAACAAGAUUAUGACAGCCAGAGUCUGUUAUCACCUUUGCCGAGCCAACCGGUCCCUUCGUCUGCGAUGCCGUCGAGCUGUGAGAUCCAGUGCCUGCUACUGGAUUGUGCUGCUGCUUGUGUUCCUCAACACACUAGCCAUUGCCUCUGAGCACCAUGGGCAGCCCCAGUGGCUCACACAGAUUCAAGAGUACACCAACAAAGUGUUGCUCUGUCUGUUCACGGUCGAGAUGCUUCUCAAGUUGUACAGUCUGGGCCCUUCCACCUAUACCUCAUCCUUCUUCAACUGUUUCGACUGCUUUGUGGUCUGUGGGGGCUUUCUGGAAACCACAUUGGUAGAAGUGGGUGCCAUGCAGCCCCUGGGCAUCUCUGUGCUUCGAUGUGUACGCCUCCUAAGGAUCUUUAAAGUCACCAGGCACUGGGCCUCUCUGAGCAAUUUGGUGACAUCCCUGCUCAAUUCAAUGAAAUCCAUCGCAUCCUUGUUGCUACUCCUCUUCCUCUUUAUUAUUAUCUUCUCCUUGCUGGGCAUGCAGCUGUUUGGAGGCAAAUUCAACUUUGACCAGACCCACACCAAGCGAAGUACCUUUGACACAUUUCCCCAGGCCCUUCUCACUGUCUUUCAGAUUCUAACAGGGGAGGACUGGAAUGUGGUCAUGUAUGAUGGUAUCAUGGCCUACGGAGGCCCCUUCUUCCCAGGGAUGCUGGUGUGCAUCUAUUUCAUCAUCCUUUUCAUCUGUGGCAACUACAUCCUCUUGAAUGUAUUUCUGGCCAUUGCUGUAGACAACCUGGCGAGUGGAGAUGCAGGCACUGUCAAAGACAAAGGAAGGGAGAAGAGCAGUGAAAGGAGACUCUCACAGGAGAAUGGCAGGGUGAUACUUGAUGUGAAGAAUAAGAAGGAAGAAAGAGCCACAAAUGGAGCAGGCAAGUGGGCAGGACCAGAGGAGGAAGAGGAACAAGAGGAUGGGGAAAAGGAGGAAGGUUCAGGGCAUGCAGAAUUCCUGCAUGAAGUGGUACCAAAGGAGAAGGUGGUACCCAUCCCUGAAGGCAGUGCCUUCUUUUGCCUCAGCCAGACCAACCCGCUGAGGAAGGCCUGCCACACCCUCAUCCACCAUCAUAUCUUCACCAAUCUCAUUUUGGUCUUCAUCAUCCUCAGUAGUGUGUCCUUGGCAGCUGAAGACCCCAUCCGGUCCCACUCCUUCCGGAACCAUAUCCUGGGGUACUUUGACUAUGCUUUUACCUCAAUUUUCACUGUGGAGAUUCUACUAAAGAUGACUGUCUUUGGAGCCUUUCUGCACCAAGGCUCCUUCUGCCGUAACUGGUUCAAUCUUUUGGAUCUGCUGGUAGUCAGUGUUUCUCUCAUCUCCUUUGGGAUCCACUCAAGUGCCAUCUCAGUGGUGAAGAUUCUCCGAGUACUUCGAGUUCUUCGGCCCCUUCGGGCCAUCAACAGAGCCAAGGGACUCAAGCAUGUGGUACAGUGUGUGUUUGUGGCGAUCCGGACCAUUGGAAACAUCAUGAUUGUGACCACACUCCUGCAAUUCAUGUUUGCAUGCAUUGGGGUACAGCUCUUCAAGGGGAAAUUCUACAGUUGCACUGACGAAGCUAAACACACCCCUCAGGAAUGCAAGGGCUCCUUUCUGGUCUACCCUGAUGGAGAUGUAUCACAGCCCCUGGUCCAGGAACGGCUCUGGGUCAACAAUGAUUUCAACUUUGAUAACGUCCUUUCAGCCAUGAUGGCCCUGUUCACGGUCUCCACAUUUGAAGGCUGGCCUGCGCUGCUCUACAAAGCCGUUGAUGCACAUGCAGAGGACAAAGGCCCCAUCUACAAUUACCACAUGGAGCUCUCAGUGUUCUUCAUUGUCUACAUCAUCAUCAUUGCAUUCUUCAUGAUGAACAUUUUUGUGGGCUUCGUGAUCAUCACUUUCCGUGCUCAGGGUGAGCAGGAGUACCAAAACUGUGAACUGGACAAGAACCAGCGCCAGUGUGUAGAGUAUGCCCUCAAGGCUCAGCCACUCCGUCGAUACAUCCCCAAGAACCUGCAUCAGUAUCGUGUGUGGGCUGCUGUGAACUCAGCUGCCUUUGAGUACCUCAUGUUCCUGCUCAUCCUGCUCAACACAGUUGCUCUAGCCAUGCAGCAUUAUGAGCAGACUGCUCCCUUCAACUAUGCCAUGGAUAUUCUCAAUAUGGUCUUCACUGGCCUCUUCACAGUUGAGAUGCUGCUCAAAAUCAUCGCAUUCAAACCAAAGCAUUACUUUGCCGAUGCAUGGAACACAUUUGAUGCUCUUAUUGUAGUGGGCAGCAUUGUGGACAUUGCUGUCACUGAAGUCAAUAAUGGUGACCACUUUCGUGAGAACACUGAGGAUAGUUCCCGCAUUUCCAUCACUUUCUUUCGCCUCUUCCGAGUCAUGCGACUGGUCAAGCUUCUCAGUAAAGGUGAAGGAAUCCGAACGUUGCUCUGGACAUUCAUCAAGUCCUUCCAGGCCUUGCCCUAUGUGGCUCUUCUCAUUGCAAUGAUAUUCUUCAUUUAUGCAGUCAUUGGGAUGCAGAUGUUUGGCAAAGUGGCUCUUCAAGAUAGCACUCAGAUAAACCGAAACAAUAACUUCCAGACCUUUCCACAGGCUCUGUUGCUUCUAUUCAGGUGUGCCACUGGUGAGGCAUGGCAGGAGAUAAUGCUUGCCAGUCUUCCUGGGAAUCGAUGUGACCCUGAGUCUGACAUCAGCCCUGGCGAGGAGUUUACCUGUGGGAGCAAUUUUGCCAUUGCCUAUUUUAUCAGCUUCUUCAUGCUUUGUGCCUUUCUGAUCAUCAAUCUCUUUGUGGCUGUGAUCAUGGACAACUUUGAUUACCUAACCAGAGAUUGGUCCAUACUGGGCCCCCAUCACCUAGAUGAAUUCAAGAGGAUUUGGUCUGAAUAUGAUCCUGGGGCCAAGGGCCACAUCAAGCACCUGGAUGUAGUGGCCCUGCUAAGACGGAUCCAGCCACCCUUAGGAUUUGGGAAAUUGUGCCCACAUCGAGUGGCCUGCAAGAGGCUUGUGGCAAUGAAUAUGCCCCUUAGUUCAGAUGGGACAGUGACAUUCAAUGCCACGCUCUUUGCUCUGGUUCGGACAUCCCUGAAAAUUAAGACAGAAGGGAAACUGGAGCAAGCCAAUCAGGAACUGCGGAUUGUCAUAAAAAAGAUCUGGAAGAGCACGAAACCCCAGGUGCUAGAUGAGGUCAUCCCCCCUGCUAACAAAGAAGAGGUCACUGUGGGGAAAUUCUAUGCCACGUUUCUAAUUCAAGACUAUUUCUGCAAAUUCCGGCGAAGGAAGGAAAAGGGGCUACUAGGAGCUGAAGCCCCUCUAAAUACUGCUUCAGCACUUCAGGCUGGUCUGAAGAGCCUGAAGGUCUUAGGUCCUGAGAUUCGGCAUGCCCUCACCUGUGACACAGAUGAGAAACAAGAGGAACAGGAGGGAGAUGAGGAGAAAGAUGACAAGGACUUAGAAAAGCAUAGGGUCCCCAUGGAGUCCUAGCCCUUAUCUCUCCAAAAUUCCCUGAUUUCUGUGUCUCUACCUUUGAAGUCUAGACCUACAUGCUCCCCUGAGCCCAGUGAUGAUGAGGGGGAAGCAUCUCACUCCAGGCAGUCCAGUGUGCUCCAAGAUGAGUCCCAUUCCAUCAGAAAAAACUCUCAGGCUCUGGUCUUCACCAUUCUGGAAGAUGGGAGUUCUCAACUCCAGGAAAAGAAAGAAGAUAAGCAGGAUAAGGAAGAAGUCCUGACUCAGCUCUUUUACCAAAAUGAACAGGCAGAAACUUCCCUGCACACCAACGUUUGGCCAUCUCACAAUCCCCAGAGACAUGUGGCUUGUGUGCCCCGCCGCCGUCUGCUGCCCCCCACACCUGCAGGUCGCAAACCCUCUUUCACCAUCCAGUGUCUUCGGUGCCAAGACAGCUCUGAAGAUCUGCCCAUUCCAGGCACCUACCACUGUGGGUGGAACUCAGGACCCAUCAAGGCACAGGGUUCCUGGGAAACCCCUCCUCAGAGGGGCUGGAUCAUGUAUGCCCCGCUGUUACUGGUGGAGGAUGUGGCAGCGGUGGAAGGAUCCCUUCGGAAAUCCAGUGGUUCGCUUCACACCUUCACCUGUCUAGACGUGCCUGGAACCCACUCGGAUCCCAGCCAUAGCAAAAAGAGCAGUGCUGACAGACUGGUGGAGGCCGUGCUCAUCUCAGAGGGCCUGAGCCUCUUUGCCAGAGACCCAUGCUUUGUAGCUCUGACCAAGCAGGAGAUUGCCAACGCAUGUUGCCUGACAAUGGAUGAGAUGGACAGCGCCGCCAGCAACUUGCUGGCCCAGGGGACCAGCUCACUUUACAGUGAUGAGGAAUCCAUCCAUCACUGCCUGGAUGAAGAAGACCUAGGAGACGAGAUGCCCUGCAUCCGUGCCCUUUGA